UAGAGAUUCUUUUUAUCUUAGCGUUGGUUGGUUUUCAUAAAUCGAUUAUGGAUUUGGUUGGCAACUAUUUCACAUUUUUAUCAUUAAUAAUGUUGUUGGACCUGCACUUAUUUUCUUUUAGUGCUUUUGUAAAUGAUUAAGAGUAUGAUAUAUGGUUCGCCUGGCGGGUGGUGUUUGCUGGGUGCCAAUCACGUCUAGCGGGUAUUUUGGGACGUGACAAAGUUGGUAUCAGAGCCUAGGCUUUAAGUCCCGGGUCAUGGAGCAGUGUUUAGUAGAGUCUUGUUCAUGGGUAUGUAGGCGCCCAUACUUAUGACCUUGAGGCUACUGGACAUCUAGGAAGUUUUCCCUUCUUUCAUUCCUUGUUCGUGCGUGAGUUGAAUCAAGUUUAACCUUGUAAUAUUUAUUUCGCAGAUGGCUAAGAAACGCGCAUCUUCAUCUGCUAAAUGUGGUGCUGGACAGGGUGCUACCCGCGGUGGUUUACAAGCUAGUGCUCAUCAGACUAGAGCUCAGACUAGGACUCAGGCCACUCCUCAGCCUGAAGUUGUGAAUGGGGGUCAGCCCCGAGUUGUGUCAGAGCAAGUGCAGGAACAAGUGGUUCAGAACACUCCACCGGCACCAGCUGCUGCCCCUACUAUUGCUAUGCCCACAGAUGUGGUGACCAGAUUAUUGAAUGUGUUGGAGGCAUUGGCGCCUAAUCAUGGUGGAAUUCUAGGUCCUCAGGCUACUUCACAAGCACAAGCUCAAGUUCAGUUGAAUGUUGCAGCUAAUCAGACACCUCAGUUGGCCCCUCAACAGGUUGUCCCGUCUGCAGGGCAAUCCAAGGAGUUUAAGAAUUUCAUAGAUCUUAAGCCACCAGAGUUUGAUGCUUCACCAACUUCUAUUGAACCUCAGAAGUUCAUUGAUCGUUGUGAAAAGAUAUUGACUACGUUGGGGCUGAAGGAGACUCGUGGUGUGGAAUUUGCCACUUUCUUAUUCUCAGGGUCUGUAGAGUCUUGGUGGAUUUCGAUUCAGAGAGGUAGACAAGCAGGGUUACCACUUAUUACUUGGUCAAAAAUUUUAGCGCUGUUUAAGGACAGGUUUAUUCCAUUAAGCAAGCAAGAUGACAUGAGACGUCAGUUCAAUAAUCUGCGGCAGGGAACUAUGACCGUUACAGAAUAUGAGGCCAAGUUUACAGAUUUAUCCAGGUAUGUACCUUAUUUGGUAGAGGAUCCGAGAGAGAAGGUGAGACGAUUUGUGGAUGGACUUGAGCAUCGCUAUCGUGGUCCUGUGGUACGAGAUGUGUGAUAUGGUACCUAUUCAGAUGUAGUUGACACUGCUCUCCGUUACGAGUCCUAUCUAGAAAUGGACAAAGUUGAGCGUGAAAGCAAAAAGCCACGUAACACAGGUGGGUUUAGUGGUGCUCCAUCUGGGGGCAAGAGUGGUUUUUAUCGUGGGCAGUCCAGAUCUACUCAGUCAGAAUCAGUGGUACAGUCUUCUAGUGGUUAUUCAGCUAGACAGGGCCAGCAGCAGAUGCAGAGGAAGGGUAAUAGCUCAUAUCAGUCAGGUUAUCAUCCGAGGUGUUCUAACUGUGGUAGAAAUCACAGUGGUCGUUGCUUUGGGGUAGAUGGGGCUUGUUUUACUUGUGGUGAAAAGGGGCAUAUUGCUAAAUACUGUCCUAAAGGAAAUUCUGGUGCUAGUCGAGCUACUACACAGCCGCAGGGAACUACUACAGCUACACAGGGUCAGAUUCAGCCAGCUAGGACCGCUCCACAGGGUGCUCGUGGACAGGGACGACAGGGUGCACAGGUUGCUCAGGGAGGGGGUGGACCGCCGAGAUUCUUUGCUAUGACCAGACAGGAUGUCGAGGCAUCUAAUGCAGUUGUCAUAGUUUGAGGCAAUCCGGAGACUCGAGAAUGCAAUUUUGAUUUAUUGGGAAGUGUGCUUGAAUUGUGAAUUUGAGAUAUUGUCGUUGAGAACGAGGCUGGUAAUUGAAGAUUUCGUGAGUGGAUUCUGUUGCUAAGGUGAGCCACUGCAUUAUUCGUGGAGGCAGCCAUUUCAGCUUUAUCUAGUUUAUUUCUAGUUAUUUCUUUUAUUUUGGGUUUACAUGCCCGACACUCAAACUCAUGUAACUCUAUUAGAUGCUCCAUGGUCUUAGCGUGGGAUGUGGGCUAGAGAUUCUUUAUCUUAGCGUUGGUUGGUUUUCAUAAAUCGAUUAUGGAUUUGGUUGGCGACUAUUUCGCAUUUUUAUCAUUAAUAACGUUGUUGGACCUGUACUUAUUUUCUUUUAGUGCUUUUGUAAACGAUUAAGAGUAUGAUAUAU
Lycium ferocissimum is the source of this 2299-nucleotide messenger RNA. Its product is annotated as cold shock protein 1-like. NCBI's taxonomy places the organism in Eukaryota, Viridiplantae, Streptophyta, Magnoliopsida, Solanales, Solanaceae. Gene Ontology annotation, molecular function: zinc ion binding; nucleic acid binding. The record is from RefSeq and is a predicted model, not a curated record. The transcript is spliced from 3 exons. The coding region runs from base 412 to 1284 and encodes 290 amino acids.